Sorghum bicolor (sorghum) is the source of this 1003-nucleotide messenger RNA. RefSeq lists its product as uncharacterized. NCBI's taxonomy places the organism in Eukaryota, Viridiplantae, Streptophyta, Magnoliopsida, Poales, Poaceae. The transcript has 6 exons. The record is from RefSeq and is a predicted model, not a curated record. Bases 57 to 845 code for a protein of 262 amino acids. Gene Ontology annotation, biological process: meiotic DNA double-strand break formation.
CGCGAGCCAUGAUUUGAAAUCCAACAGAAUCAAAACAGGAGCCAGAGAUAGGGACGAUGCCUCCGGCGAUGGCGGACCGGGAUGGCGUCGGCGGUGCAACGCCUACGCCCGACGCCCUCUCCCUCUUCGCCUCCCGCCUCUCCCGUCGCAGGUUCGAGGACGAGGAUCUCCGGGUGCUGGAGGCGGCGCUGUCCGCCGGCGCCGACGUCCCCGCGCUGCUCGCCACGCGAUCGGCGGCCCGGAGCCUGCUGCGAGCAAGCGCGGCGGAGGCAUUCGCAUCCACCGCGACGGGUUCAGUGCUGCUGGAUGGUGGGAGCAGCCUCGACGUCGCCGACUUCUUCGCACGCGCCUUCGCGCUCGUAGCCGAUGUCGAGAGCUGCCUUGCCAUGAGAUACGAGGCCCUGUUGCUUCGAGACGCUAAAUACUGCAACGACCUUCACUUGCAAGUGUCCCGUCAGGAGUGGCUAACUUUCGCAAAGGACUCUCUUGAUAAUGGCUUCUACACCAUUGCCUCCAAGGCUUUUGCAAACGCUCUUGCGCACAUUCAUCCAAGUCACUCAGGGCACUUGGACGCUGCUAAUUCCAUUGAGGAGAAGGACAAGAUCAAUGAUAUAACAGGACUCCAGAACUUGGCCAAGUCAUUAUCUGCACGGCAUUCUGUUCAGACACAGUCUGCUGAAUACAUGAAAAGGAGAGCUUCAGGUGUUCACGAGAAGUAUAAUUUGCAAUCGGGAAAACCAAAGUUAACAGGAAGUUCAAUGUUUAGGCUAGGGAUUAAAACAAGGAACAUAAAGAAAUUGCUUCGCAGCCAGGAAAGGAACUUGGGAGAUCUGAAGCAAUCUUAGCAUGGCAUCUUCCAAAAGACCGAGAGGAAUGUUGUAAAAAGUCCAAUUAGGUGAGAAUUUUUGCAGUGGAGACAUGAAGUGGAGUUGAUGAGUCUUCGAUUCAACAUUAAGACGUUGAUCGUCUUGAAAGAAAAAACAUUAAGGCAUUGUUUGGAUGU